UCUCUCUCCUCUCGUUAUUUUCUCAUCCCAAAUUUAUCAUUAUCUGCGAAAACAUUAUAUUACUAGUAACAUUUGUUAUUAUUUGCGAAACAUUAUACUCUUUUCAUAACGAAUUACUAGCAACAUUUAUUAUUAUUUGUGAGACGUGAAAUAUUCGAUUGUUACUAGUAAUUUGUUACGGAAGGAGUACUUAUACCAGCUGACUUAAUAAGAAUUCAAUUCAUUUGAUUGAUCUGAUGCUAAAAUUAUUCUUGAGACAAAUAUGAUGAUUAUUUCUUGAGAGAAAUCUGAUGAUAAAUUAUAAUCAUUAAAUUUGUUGUUAUGGACUGCUAAAACUUUAUUAAUGUUUUUGUACUGAACUAUGAGUUUGUUGUAGGAAUUACUAUCAGAAAUUUGGCAGGUUUAGGUUUAAAUUAAUUGAAUUUUAAGAGAUAGAAUGGGAAAUUCUAAAAGAGGAUAAGUGCAUAAUCGUCUUCUUGUCGUGUUAGUUGCCAUUGUAUUGUUGUGUCUGGUAAGAGAUUGCAAUGACAAUUUCUGUUUCGUGCCUUUUUGCUAUGUUGUUCAGCCACGGAUUGAGUGUAUACUCGGAUACGAGUGUCCAAGUGUUCGACUCGGCUAUCUUGUAGAAAAAGACAAGUUUUUAGUUUAAAAUGAAGUAUCCAGUGAUGCUCGAUUUUUGAGGUAAAUGAGGUGUCAAAGUAACAUAGCCUUUUUGGAUUGUUGCCACAUUAUUUGGAAUACGUGUUUUAGAAUGCAGCUGAUAGGCUCUUGCUUAUCAGGCAAUUUGGGUUGAUGGUUUAUUGUAUUGAUUAGCUCAAAUCAUGAACAUGGUUAAGAUUAGCUAAUGAUGUAAUGUGAUUGGAUCAUUGAUGAGUCAAGGGUAGAUUGGUUUCUAUAAUCUUUAGUGAUAUGGAUUAUUCACUAACCACUACUGAGGCCCCGUUCUUCUGGACCGAACUUAACUGAAAUGAACUGAAAGUGUGGGGAGAAUUUGUCUGUCCAAACUGAAGUGAAUUUCCAUUGAUUUAGUCCAAAAGAACAGGGCCUUAAACGAUACCAAAGUAUUUGGAGCUGCUCAUUUCAUGAUAAGUUUUUGCUAGUCUUGUAUCGAUGUGCAAAAGCACUGGUUCCUUGUUUUAUAUAUUAGACGAGAUGUCGAGAUCUAGCUGCAUAGAGCUGAGUUCUUCAGCUACUACAGAUGAUUCUUCAGGCUGCAGAUUGCCAUAAACACGGAAUAGAUGGUUACACAUUUCGGCAUCAGUCAUCAGAAUGGUUCGAGAAAAGGACGUAUGCUGGGAGUAUGCUGAUAAGUUGGACGGGAACAAGGUGAGAUGCAAAUUCUGCUCAAGGAUUUUGAACGGGGGCAUCAGUAGAUUGAAGCAUCAUUUAUCUCGGCUUCCCAGUAAAGGGGUGAAUCCAUGCAGUAAAGUGAGGGACGACGUAAGUGAUAGAGUUAGAACUAUCAUUGCAGCAAAAGAAGAUAGAGAAAUCCCUCUUUCCAAGAAGCUAAAGCUUCCAGAAACUAGUUCUCCGGGGAGUAUCCCUCCAAGUAAACCUCUAAUGUUUGCAGAGACAUCUCCCAUUGCAAAAGUGCAUCCUGUAUUGAGCCAAAUUGAUAGUUCUUCCACUUCAAGUGACCAAGAAAAUGCCGAGGAAAGUAUUGCUUUGUUUUUCUUUGAGAAUAAGUUGGAUUUUAGUGUGGCAAGAUCGUCUUCUUACCAGCUAAUGAUUGAAGCGAUAGGUAAAUGUGGUUCUGGAUUUUCCGGUCCUCCUGCAGAAACACUGAAGACUACAUGGUUGGAGAGAGUUAAGUCCAAAAUGGAUGUAGGAUUGAAAGACACCGAGAAAGAGUGGGUCAGAACAGGCUGUACUAUUAUUGCAGAUACAUGGACUGAUAACAAAUCACGAGCAAUUGUGAACUUUUUGGUUUCAUCCCCAUCAAGAACCUUCUUUCACAAGUCGGUGGACGCUUCUUCAUACUUCAAAAACGUAAAAUCUUUGGCUGAUUUAUUUGAUUCUGUCAUUCAAGAAAUUGGCCCUGAGAAUGUGGUCCAGAUAAUUGUUGAUGGGGCGCUCAGUUAUUCUGGUGUUGCGAACCACAUUCUUCAGAACUAUGGCACGGUCUUCAUCUCUCCAUGUGCUUCUCACUGUGUAAAUUUGAUACUUGAUGAUUUCUGCAAGAUUGAUUGGGUGAAUAGGUGUAUUGUACAGGCACAAACCGUCACAAGAUUUAUCUACAAUAGUACAACAUUGCUUGAGUUUAUGAAAAAUUUUACAGCAGGCCAGGAUGUAAUUAGAACCGGCAUUACCAAGUCUGUUUCCAACUUCCUCUCUCUGCAAGCGCUAUUUAAGCAAAGGAGUAAGCUGAAGCUUAUGGUGAAUAGUGCAGAGUAUUCUGUUACCUCUGCUUGUGUAAGUAAACAACAGAGCAUAUCUUCUGCAGCAAUUUUGGAUGAUAACGAAUUUUGGAAAGCAGUUGAAGAAUGUAUUGCUGUUUCUGAGCCAUUUCUAAGAAUUUUGAGGGAAGUAGCAGAUGGUAAACCUGCAGUUGGGAUAAUUUAUGAGCUGAUGACGAAGGCCAAGGAAUCGAUAAGAACAUAUUAUAUUAUGGAUGAGAGCAAGUGUAAGACGUUCUUAGAUAUAGUGGACAAGAAGUGGCAUAACCAGCUUCAUACAUCAUUACAUUCUGCUGCAGCAUUUUUGAAUCCUUGCAUCCAGUAUAACCCUGAAGUCAAGUUCUUGGCUGCUAUAAAAGAAGACUUCUUCAAUGUUUUGGAAAAACUGCUUCCGACACCUGAGUCAAGGCACAAUAUCACUAAUCAGAUCCUUUUGUUUCAGCGAGCAACCGGAAUGUUUGGGUGUAACCUGGCAAAAGAAGCACGCGAUACAGUUUCACCUGGAGAAUGGUGGGAGCAAUAUGGGGAUUCAGCACCAGUAUUGCAAAAAGUAGCCAUAAGAAUCCUGAGCCAAGUUUGCAGUACUUCAGCAUUCGAGAAACAAUGGAACACGUUCCAGCAAAUACAUUCUGAAAAGAGGAAUAAAAUCGAUAAAGAAGCAUUGAACGAUCUCAUCUACAUAAAUUACAACCUCAAGUUAGGAAAACCCAAGAACAAGACCUUCGAUGUGGAUCCAAUCCAGCUUGAUGACAUUGACAUGACUUCAGAGUGGGUAGAAGAAAUCGAAACUCCAAGCCCAACUCAGUGGCUUGAUCGUUUCGGGUCUGCCUAUGAUGUAAGUGACUUAAACACAAGACAAUUCAGCGCCGCGUUUUUUGGUACAAACGACUUCGGCUUAUGACUAUAGGACCAAAAACCGCGAUUGUAUCAUGUAAAUUUCAUCCCUUUAUAGUACAGUUGUAUACUUGUAGGUAUACCUUGUAUCAGCAAUUGUUCUAGCAAUGAAAACCUUUGUACCAUGUGCUACAGAAGAAACAUAACUUUUCCCAAUCAUGUAAAGGUAUAAUGCAACUUACAAACAUAAGAAUCAGAAACAUCAUUGGGAAAUCCAUAUCCUUGUUUUGCAA
This is a messenger RNA of Beta vulgaris subsp. vulgaris (sugar beet), 3523 nucleotides long. RefSeq lists its product as uncharacterized. The transcript is spliced from 4 exons. The record is from RefSeq and is a predicted model, not a curated record. Gene Ontology annotation, molecular function: protein dimerization activity; DNA binding. Bases 1270 to 3297 code for a protein of 675 amino acids. NCBI's taxonomy places the organism in Eukaryota, Viridiplantae, Streptophyta, Magnoliopsida, Caryophyllales, Amaranthaceae.